Molecule: messenger RNA, 1252 nt
Organism: Bombus impatiens (common eastern bumble bee)
Lineage: Eukaryota; Metazoa; Arthropoda; Insecta; Hymenoptera; Apidae
Product: serine hydrolase-like protein
Exons: 1
Coding region: 99-986 (295 amino acids)
Source: RefSeq, a predicted model, not a curated record
UAAUCGAAAAUAAGAAUUUUUAGUCUUACUGAACAUAAAAGAAGAUAAAAUAACAAAAGGAUUAUUUUGUAUAAAGUAAAUAUUUUACCAAAAUUAAUAUGAAUCAAGGAAGAACAUCAAUAGAAGUGAAAUUCCCAGUACCAUGGGGUCAUAUUGCAGGCAAGAUCUAUGGAUCUCUGAAAGAAGAAAGAGUUCUAAUGGUGCAUGGUAUUUUAGACAAUGCUGGUACAUUUGACAGGUUAAUUGAACACCUUCCACAGAAAUAUCAAUAUGUGAAUAUAGAUUUGCCAGGGCAUGGACUCUCAUCUCCAAUGCCAUCUGGAAUGCCAUUGCAUUAUUUUGAUUAUGUCCAUUCAAUAUUGUUUGUUUUGGAUGCACUAAAAUGGCAAACCUGUAUAUAUAUUGGACACAGUUUUGGAGCUCAUAUUGCAACAUAUUUCAGUAUUUUGUACCCUGGAAGACUUGAAAAAAUUGUAGCACUCGAUGGAUUUCUACCUUUUCUGGUUAAGGAUAUUGUUCCUUAUAUUCGAGAUGUAUAUAAUUUAAACGCUUAUACUAAAGAUUCUAAUAUACUUUAUACUAAAGAUGAAAUUAUGUAUGCUUUGCAAUUUAAAAGAUUUGAGACAUUAAGAAUGGAGGCUGCAGAAGCUUUAUUUAAACGUGCAGUUACUAAGGUUGGUGAUUUGUACAAAUUUAAUCGUGAUACAAGAUUAAGACAUGUUGUUAGACCAUUUUUUACACUGGAACAACACAAGGAAAUUUUUAAAAAAUAUACAACUAAAACAUUAAUAAUUAUAGCGGACAGUUCCGUACGAGUAAAUAUUUUGUCACAAAUAGUAAAAACAUUACCAUUAAUUACUAACAAAACUGAUCUUUUUACUGUAAUUCAAGUCAGAGGAAAUCAUGAUGUACAUAAUAAUUAUCCUGAGUGGGUAGCACCACAUAUAUGUAAAUUUCUAGACGAUAAUUUACAAAGUAAAUUAUAAAUUAUUUAUUAUUUCUAUAAAAUAUAUAUAUUAUUUUUAUAAAAUAAUUUUUAUUAUAUAACACUACAUGAAGGGGAUGUAUGAGAAUAUAAUUCAUAUUAAAUUUAUUUUUGUAGUACUUAAUGUAAGUCAUUUUUUACAGUAUUUAUAUGCACAGAGUUUAUUAUAAGUAUAUACACUUUCAUCUGUAUUGAACUAUAUGUACUUAAAUUAUUGAAAAAUGUAAAAAAAAUGUAUAUUUUAAAAUUGGUAAUAAUUAUAAAAAA